AUGGGGGGCUCGGCGGCAGAGGACGGCCCGCGGGUGCUGCCGGCCCUCACCGGGUGCCUGCUGGGCUCCCUGGUGCUGAGCACGCUGGUGGGCAAUGCUCUGGUGUGCCUGGCUGUCCUGCGCUUCCAUCACCUGCGUGCCAAGGUCACCAACUGGUUCGUGCUGUCACUGGCCAUCUCGGACCUCUGCGUAGCCCUCCUGGUGAUGCCCUGGAAGGCAAUCACUGAGGUGACUGGAGGCUCCUGGCUCUUCGGCAAUCGCUUUUGUGAUACCUGGGUGGCUUUUGACAUAAUGUGCUCCACUGCCUCCAUCCUCCACCUCUGCAUCAUCAGCCUAGACCGCUACUGGGCCAUCGCCAGCCCCUUUCGCUAUGAGCGCAAGAUGACGCAGCGCCUUGCCUGUGCCAUGAUAGCCAUGGCCUGGACCCUCUCCAUCCUCAUCUCCUUCAUCCCAGUGCAGCUGCACUGGCAUAAAACCAAGGACAGGGGAUAUCCCAGUUACCGGCUGCCUGGGACACCCCGAUGUGAUGUAAGAUUGAAUCGCACUUACGCCAUUACCUCCUCCCUUAUUAGCUUCUACAUCCCCGUGGCCAUAAUGAUCAUCACCUAUACCAGGAUCUACCGAAUUGCCCAGGCCCAGAUCUGCCGUAUCUCCACCCUUGAGAGAGCAGGGGGGCAGUGGCCAGCUCACAGCAAGGAGCCCACCUCCUCUUUGCGGAAUUCCUUGCACAAGGAGACAAAGGUGCUGCAGACUCUCUCUAUCAUAAUGGGAGUCUUUGUUUGCUGCUGGCUGCCCUUUUUCCUGCUCAACUGUCUGCUGCCUUUCUGUCAGCCCAUGCUCGAGAAAGACCAUGAAGGACAGUCAUCCUGUGUUAGCCAAACCACUUUCAACAUCUUCAUGUGGUUUGGCUGGGCCAACUCUUCAUUGAAUCCAGUGAUCUAUGCUUUCAACACAGAUUUCAGGAGGGCUUUCAGCAACCUCUUGGGCUGCUGGUGCUUCUGCUGUGGCACACCCAAAUCCACUGUGGAGAGGGUCAACUUCAGAAAUGAGCUGGUUUCCUAUCAUCAUGACACCACCUGCCAGAAGGAAGGAGCUGCCUCGUUGUCAGUACCUCCUGCUGCUGUCACCGCCUGGGUGCAGCCCAUUCCCCAUGCUGUAAGCCUUCAGGGAGAGGACAGCAGUGAGAUGCCUGUGGAGAACAGACUUGCGACUUCUCUGACUCAGGCUGCCCCUGGGAUCAGCCCCAAGAAUUGCCAGGUGCCGGCUAUUUUGCAAUUGGAUUGCAAGACAGAGCUAUCCCUGGAAACUGUUACCCCCUGUGCAGGACUUGGUCAGUGUGAGGGACCCCACUGCCUUGUUUCAGAGGGAUAA
This is a messenger RNA of Lepidothrix coronata (blue-crowned manakin), 1371 nucleotides long. RefSeq names its product D(1)-like dopamine receptor. Gene Ontology annotation, molecular function: G protein-coupled receptor activity. Gene Ontology annotation, biological process: adenylate cyclase-activating adrenergic receptor signaling pathway. The record is from RefSeq and is a predicted model, not a curated record. The transcript has a single exon. Lineage: Eukaryota; Metazoa; Chordata; Aves; Passeriformes; Pipridae. Gene Ontology annotation, cellular component: membrane. The coding region runs from base 1 to 1371 and encodes 456 amino acids.